Molecule: messenger RNA, 1184 nt
Organism: Hevea brasiliensis (rubber tree)
Lineage: Eukaryota; Viridiplantae; Streptophyta; Magnoliopsida; Malpighiales; Euphorbiaceae
Product: thaumatin-like protein
Exons: 2
Coding region: 198-944 (248 amino acids)
Biological process (GO): defense response
Cellular component (GO): extracellular region
Source: RefSeq, a predicted model, not a curated record
AAGAAAAGAGAGGGCUCACUAACCGUUUCCACUUGUGAAGCUUAGCGGUUCCUGUCCUGCCUGCCUUUGUGGCGCUAUAUUUGGAAGCUUUUUCCCACGCACUCACUCAUCAACCAACUCCAACAGACGCCUCCACUACUACAAAUUGAAGCAACUUCUCCUAAACUUGAUCCGCAACUUGAAAAGCAUAAAACAAAAUGAUAAUGCCGUCUUCUUCUUCAGUUCUUGUUUCUCUUCUCGUCCUUCUUUUGGCUUCUUUCUCCUCUGCGAUUGGGGAACAGCUUAUUAUUGUGAACAACUGCAAUGAAAGUAUAUGGCCUGGAAUGCUUGGAGGUGCAGGUCACCCUACGCCGAGAGAUGGCGGUUUCCAUCUAGGCAGCGGAGAGGAAGUAGUCCUUGAUUUACCACAAAAGUGGUCGGGGAGAAUAUGGGGUAGGCAAGGAUGUUACUUUGACAACAAUGGCAAAGGGUCAUGUGACACAGGAGAUUGCUCUGGCUUACUUCACUGCCAAGGCAAUGGUGGUGUACCACCUUCAACCAUGGUGGAAAUGACUCUGGGAUCUUCUACUUCUCCGUUGCACUUCUAUGAUGUUAGUUUGGUUGAUGGGUUCAAUUUGCCAGUUUCAAUGGCACCAGUUGGGGGUGGAAUUGGAUGUGGAGUAGCAUCAUGUGAGGUUGAUCUCAACAUCUGCUGUCCAUCUGCUUUGGAAGUGAAAAGAGAUGGCAAAAUAGUGGGGUGUAAAAGUGCUUGCUUGGCUAUGCAAUCGGCUAAAUAUUGCUGCACAGGGGACUAUUCUAAUCCAAAGACUUGCAAGCCUACCCUUUUUGCACAUCUCUUCAAGGCUAUAUGUCCAAAGGCUUAUAGUUAUGCUUUUGAUGACUCUAGCAGCCUUAACAAAUGCAGGGCUUCUCGCUAUGUUAUUACUUUCUGCCCUCCUAAAUGAGAAACUGCAACUACAGCAGAGUGGCUCUGUGAAUUUGUUGCAGUAUUUUGUUGAUCAAGUAUGGACUUAUUUUAAGUUGUUAUUUGCUUUUCUCUUAUUCUAUUAAUUUGUUAAUUAGAUGUCGGCUACAAAUAGAGGAAGGUUUAAAUGGAUGGCAGUCAUAUUUUACUCUGUAAUUGGCUUCUUCUCUCUUUUAUUAGUGUUUUAUGAAAUAGAAGUAUCAAUUGGGAUACCAAGAAA